AUGGCCAUACUGAAAAAGUCAUUCUUCAUUGAGGAUAUCUUGAAAGAGGACGAAAAGGCGCCCACGGGAAAGGCAGGAACGAAAGCGAAGCAGAAGGAGCAGUCAGUCAUUACGGACGAGAGCAGCAAGACUAGGUCGAAAAGUGAUAAUGGAAGGAAGCAAGCGUCCAAUGCCACCAGCAACGACAAGAGCAAGAAGCCUCGGCGCCGCAGAACGGCGUUUACCCAAGCCCAGUUGGCGUUCCUCGAGCGAAAGUUCCGCUGCCAAAAGUACCUGAGUGUCGCUGACCGCGGAAAUGUUGCGGAAGCCCUGAAACUUACAGAAACACAAGUGAAGACGUGGUACCAGAACAGAAGGACCAAGUGGAAACGACAAACCAGCCUUCGUCUGGAGCACCUGCGGCACCCGCGUGGGGACGAACCCGUCGGAGACGCGUCUUUGCUGCCAGGUUCCUACUUCAGCGUUCUUCCUGCACCGGGAGCUCCGCACUCUUGUUUGGUGAAUCCUGGACUGCUCAAUGGAAUGGCAUCGGGACCCCGAGAGGCCUCACCAUCCUUAUCUUCACAUGCCUUCACCUCAAGAGGCUAUUCACAACGUCACCUAUCUUCACCUCAUGAGGGCCCUCAUGUCCUCACGACGCCUCACGUACUUUCGCCUAGGGAGGACCCACAUGGCCUCACGAGUCCUCAUCCUCACGUGCCCUCACCUCAUGAGGGCCUUCAUGGCCUCACGUACCUUCUUCUCAAGAGGUCCCUUAUGGCGUUACGACCCCCCAUCCUCACGAGCCGUCGCCUCGUGAAUACCCUCAUGGCCUGA
Messenger RNA from Ornithodoros turicata, 816 nucleotides. Its product is annotated as barH-like 1 homeobox protein. Gene Ontology annotation, molecular function: DNA-binding transcription factor activity, RNA polymerase II-specific; DNA binding. NCBI's taxonomy places the organism in Eukaryota, Metazoa, Arthropoda, Arachnida, Ixodida, Argasidae. The record is from RefSeq and is a predicted model, not a curated record. Gene Ontology annotation, biological process: regulation of DNA-templated transcription. The transcript is spliced from 4 exons. Bases 1 to 816 code for a protein of 271 amino acids.